CUGGAAAUGCAUACCUAGGUACAUAGUAGUAGUAGCGAAGUUGAUUGCUACCUUCACCUUCCCGAUAUGGCUCCUAGAUCCUUAGUGUUCGCUCUCUAUCGACUGGACGAGAUUCCCCGGGGAACACGUCGUGUGGUCCUAACGAGACUCGUAUCUGUGGAUCUGGCACAUGCCUUGGUCUAGGGUUCGCAAGAGUCCCUGUAAACGUUUCACUGCUUAUCUAUAAUAGUAGGUACCUUAAAUCGCAAUGACAGGCUGCUGCACGGUGCUCCCGAUGCGACGUGAGAUAUUGGGGAGGUAACCUUGUUCAGCCAUAUUAAAGAAGCGCACCGCCCCUUCGUCAGAUGCGAUGCGAUGCGAUGCGACUCGAUUUGUCUCCCAUACUUUGAUACACCCAAUCUAUCGGGUCGCUUUGGCUUUUGUCUUUAGUCAGACUAAAGCCACCAUAGCGUAACUCAAAGGUGUGUAUCCAAGCAACUACUUUGCUGUAGUCAUACAGCAAGAUACGUAGGGAAGGACGUGUAUAUCAAUCAGCCAAGGGCCACAUCCUGAGAUUUCGAACUCCCAACCUUUCCUCUUACCAACGAUCAAUCAACCAACAUAGCUGCACAUUUGAGUCUGUCAACAGCAGCCAUGGCUUCGACUGAGACCCAUCCGGCGCACGUCGCCGACCCCACCGUCAAGACGACGACACUCGAGAAAGAGAUUGACGAGAAAGUCGAUGCUAUCGAUAUCGACUCCCAAACCGUCGAGCCUGAGCUUGACCUCUACGUGCCACUAAAGAUGGACGGUAGCAUCAUCGACCAUCGCGAUCCCCUCACGAUACGCGCUGUCAUCGUCGGUAUCAUAUUAGGCUGUCUUGUCAAUGCAUCUAACCUGUACCUAGGUUUGAAAACUGGAUUUACCUUCGCGGCUUCUAUGUUCGGAGCCAUUUUCGGAUAUGGCAUAAUCAAGCUAUGCUCGAAGACCAAUCUGCCUAUCAUCGGUGGUUCUUUUGGACCUCAAGAAAAUUCGAUUAUUCAAGCCGCGGCGACGGGUGCGGGUGGAAUUUCUGGCAUCUUCGUAGCCGGUAUCCCUGCAAUGUAUCAACUCCAUGCAGAAGAAGGCAACCCUAAAGACGACUUCGGUGCCAUUCUCACAAUCACCCUGGUCUGUUCCUUCUUCGGCCUCUUCUUCGUUACUCCCCUUAGAAAGUUCUUUAUCAUCCAAGUCGCCCGAGAAUUGAAGCUACUUUUCCCGACUGCUACGGCUGUAGCCUUAACCAUCAGGUCGAUGCACGCUGGCGCUGCCGGUGCUAGGGAAGCUUUGAGCAAACUGAAGGCUCUCAGCUUGGCCUUCACGGUUGCUCUCGUCCAGCGUGUAGCAUCUUACUACGCCGUUGGAAUCUUAUACGACUGGCACAUUUUCACUUGGAUUUUCAUCUGGUCCGAUUAUACCGCUACUACAGCAAUGACCAUUGAAAGUUGGGGUUGGUGGUUUGAGUGGACACCUGCCUUUAUCGGCAGCGGUAUGCUCAUCGGAAUGAACUCGGCCCUCUCUUUAUUCGGUGGCGCUUUUAUCGCCUGGGCUAUUAUAGGGCCUGUUCUCGUACACUACGGCACAUGUGUCGGCGUGCAGCAGGUCGACGAUCCGCAAUGGGCUUCUUGGUACUCCUACGCCUCUCUGAGUAACUUGGGACAUACGACUCCCAGUCCAAGAUACUGGCUACUUUGGCCUGGCGUGAUGAUAAUGGUGUGCACAUCGAUGGCUGAACUUUUUGUGCAAUAUAAGGUCAUCGGGUACGCUGGCCAGGUGAUUUGGCAGAAGGCUUGCGCCAACAUCAACACCGUUUUGGUCAAGUAUGGUAAGACCUCCAACUAUUUCGCGUCGCGUGCUGCGAAAGAAGUGAAAGCAGCCGAAAACAUCAUCGAAGAUCCAGCGGCACCACAAGACCAGGUAUCGCUGUGGAUGUGGGCCACUGGCCUCAUCGUCACGAUCGCCGCCGCUAUGGUCAUCUUCGCGUUGCAAUGGGGAAUGCAUCCUGGACUGACAAUCUUGGCUUGUCUUUUGGGCUUUUUGGUAAGUACGAAAACAUCUCGUUUGUAUAUUUGAAACCCCCUUUUAUAGAAUAAUCUUCCAACUUCUCGUAUGUUCAUUGCUAACUUCUCAUAGUGAGUUAAACAUUCCGAUAGGUUCGAGAAAACGGUGAAUAAAAUGCUAACAUAAGACACAAGGUUCUCAUUUUUAGCUAUUCAAAUUGGCGCCGUCACAGACCAAACUCCACUGACGGCUGCAUCGAAGGCAAGUCAGCUGAUUUUCGGUGCUGCUACCAAGAAUAGCGGGUUCUCGAUCAAGGACGCACAAAGAGUUAACUUGGUUGCUGGCGGUCUCGCUUCGGGAGGUGCUGACGUAGCAUCAUCACUUACGGCUGACUUCCGCACUGGAUUCUUGCUGGGUACACCACCUAUCAAGCAAUGGUAUGCACAAGGUCUUGGAACGAUGAUCUCGAUCUUUCUCGCCCCUGGGAUGUUCGUUCUGUUCACGUCGGCAUACCCAUGCAUUCUCGACGCGGGGGCCAAGCAUUGCGCUUUCGCUGUGCCAUCAGUUGCAGCGUGGGCAGCUGUCGCACAGGCCGUCACCGAUCCAGCAGUAAGCAUUCCCUUGACAUCGGGAAUAUUCUCUAUCGUCAUGGGUGUUUUCUGCAUAGGGCAGGUCGUCUUCAGACACUUCUACCUUGUAGGCGAGCGUGAGAAAUACCGCGAGUAUCUUCCUAACUGGGGUGCGAUAGCGUUGAGUUUCGUACUUCCGAAU
Molecule: messenger RNA, 2790 nt
Organism: Annulohypoxylon maeteangense
Lineage: Eukaryota; Fungi; Ascomycota; Sordariomycetes; Xylariales; Hypoxylaceae
Product: OPT oligopeptide transporter protein-domain-containing protein
Exons: 3
Coding region: 634-2091 (485 amino acids)
Cellular component (GO): fungal-type vacuole membrane
Molecular function (GO): oligopeptide transmembrane transporter activity
Source: RefSeq, a predicted model, not a curated record